Bombyx mori (domestic silkworm) is the source of this 6720-nucleotide messenger RNA. RefSeq names its product gamma-aminobutyric acid type B receptor subunit 1 (gene GABA-B-R1). Lineage: Eukaryota; Metazoa; Arthropoda; Insecta; Lepidoptera; Bombycidae. The transcript is spliced from 16 exons. Gene Ontology annotation, molecular function: G protein-coupled GABA receptor activity. Gene Ontology annotation, biological process: gamma-aminobutyric acid signaling pathway; G protein-coupled receptor signaling pathway. The coding region runs from base 457 to 3258 and encodes 933 amino acids. The record is from RefSeq and is a predicted model, not a curated record. Gene Ontology annotation, cellular component: G protein-coupled receptor heterodimeric complex; membrane.
GGAACAUCCAGAUUUCAAGCACCUCGAUGUGCUCGAUUACAAGGGGUGAAGGCUUGCGCCGGGAAAAUAUAGGAAAUUCAGUCAGUCGGGCCGAGCGAGCGCGUGAGGGCGGUGUACCGUCUGACUCCCUCUAAGCCCCAUAAUGAAACUUAGAGCAUUUCCAAUUCUUAUAAUAAUAACAUUUUUCUAAGGACUUAAAACAAUCAGUGAAUCCCAUUUAAAUUUAAGUACUGUGCAUAAACUGUCAAGAUGAGGCUACAUGUGUUAAAAUACUAGUGGCGGGAAACCGUUUUGAUAUCUCGCUUGACGUGUUGUGUCUAUGUGUAUGUAGAGCGAGAGGACCCGUCUGCCCUAGAGGGCGGCCGACAUGCUGGUUUCGUCGUGAAUCGAUAUUUUUGGAACGUUGUAGAGCAGAAACCAUGAGGUCCGAGGCUCAAUAAAGGAGAACUAUGGAAAAUGAGAGAAGAGUUGAACAAUGACAGUAUGUCCCAGCCGCGAGCGAUGACCCUGCAGGGCGCCAGGGAUCGCGCAGCACCGGCGGCGGCGCCCCUACGCACAUCCCACAUUUCUUUUUUUUUAGAAAAAAUCACGCUUAUUAGGCUAUAUCUACAAUUAAUACAGGCGAUAGCACACUUACACCGGAAGGCCAGCGUGUCAUUCCAGCGACUACGUGUGAACUUUAAUUUAUCAAAGCGUCCUCUUGUUAAAUUAAAAGAAAUCGUGAAUGUAUUUAGCAUUAGAACUAGAACUGUAUAUUGUGUAGUUAAAUCGUUUUUAGUGACAACAUUAGUGCAAUUAUUCAUUGUUGCCAAGUGCGGGGUGUGUGUCGCGCGGUCGCGGUGUCGGCGACGGUGCGAGGUGGCCCGGGUGAUGUUUCUGCUAUGGUUGAGCGCUUGUGGGGGCUAUAGUGAAGGAAGACGCGACAAUGACCUGCAUAUCGGCGGCAUUUUCCCUAUGGAGGGUGAAGGUGGCUGGCAGGGAGGACAAGCGUGUAUGCCAGCCGCAGAACUCGCGCUUGCCGACGUGAAUGCCAGAUCGGACCUAUUAUCCGGAUUUAAGCUACGUCUGCACAGCAACGACAGCAAGUGCGAACCAGGGUUGGGAGCCAGCGUCAUGUACAAUUUACUGUAUAACCCACCGCAAAAAUUGUUGCUGCUAGCAGGAUGUUCGACAGUUUGUACUACAGUCGCGGAAGCUGCUAAGAUGUGGAACCUAAUGGUCUUGUGCUAUGGAGCUUCGUCGCCAGCGCUGUCGGAUCGGUCUCGUUUCCCGACGUUAUUCCGAACGCACCCGUCAGCAACAGUCCACAACCCGACGAGAAUCAAGCUGAUGCAGAAGUUCGCCUGGUCACGAAUCGCUAUACUGCAACAGGCCGAGGAAGUUUUUAUUUCGACUGUCGAAGAUUUGGAGGCUCACUGCAAGAAGGCCGGGAUCGAAAUCGUAACCCGCCAAUCGUUUCUAUCAGACCCAGCAGACGCCGUGAGGAAUCUUCGUCGUCAAGAUGCGAGAGUGAUCGUCGGCCUGUUCUACGUAGUAGCAGCCAGGAGAGUACUCUGUGAAGUAUACAAGCAUAGACUAUACGGAAAAUCCUACGUGUGGUUCUUUAUAGGUUGGUAUGAGGAUAAUUGGUUCGAGACGAAUCUAGAACGGGAAGGCAUCGAAUGCACGGUGGAACAGAUGAGAGAAGCGGCCGAAGGUCACCUCACAACCGAAGCUCUAAUGUGGAAUCAAAAUGCCAACCAAACUACGAUAUCCGGAAUGACAUCUGAAGAUUUUAGGUCAAGAUUAAAUGAGGCACUCCGCGAAGCUGGCUACGACAUCGAUGGAGAACGGUAUCCGGAAGGCUACCAAGAGGCACCCUUGGCUUAUGAUGCAGUCUGGUCUGUUGCUCUGGCUUUCAAUAAAACAAUGGAGAAACUGCAGAAGAGCGGUUUGAGUUUGAAGAAUUUCACGUACACAAACAAGAAAAUAGCUGAUGACAUUUACGAAGCCAUAAAUUCGACGUCGUUCCUUGGUGUUUCGGGAUUGGUAGCAUUUUCGUCUCAAGGUGAUCGCAUAGCUCUGACACAAAUCGAACAAUUAACAGACAAUCAUUACGUGAAACUUGGAUAUUAUGAUACACAAGCAGACAACCUUACUUGGCUAGAUCGGGAACGGUGGGUCGGUGGAAAAGUCCCUCCCGAUCGAACUGUGGUCGUCAAUGAGCUGCGAACGGUUUCUCUGCCGCUUUUCGCGUGUAUGACGGCCCUCUGCAUCGCUGGAAUAUUGGCAGCCAUAGCUCUUAUCGUAUUUAAUAUAAUGCAUAGACACAGAAGAGUAAUACAAUGGUCCCACCCGGCUUGCAACACCGUAAUGCUUUGUGGAUGCUGCGUGUGUCUCUGUGCGGCAGUAGCUUUGGGCGUCGAUGGGCGAUGGGUACUACCUCAACACUUCAAUGGAUUGUGCGCUGCCCGAGCUUGGCUCUUGGCUACAGGAUUCUCGAUGGCAUAUGGAGCAAUGUUUACGAAAGUCUGGAGGGUACAUCGACAUACGACUAAACCAAAAAUUGAUAAUAAGAAACGCAUUCAUGGUUGGAAACUGUAUACAAUGGUCGGGGGACUGCUCGUUGUAGACGUUGCACUCCUGACAGCUUGGCAGCUCCGGGACCCGCUGCAGCGACGCGUCGAGACAUUCCCCCUGGAAGCCCCGCGACAUCACGACGACGACGUGCACAUACGACCCGAAUUGGAACACUGUGAGAGCAAACAUAACACCGUGUGGCUUGGCGUAAUGUACGGGUACAAAGGCCUGGUGCUAGUUUUCGGACUGUUCCUGGCCUACGAGACACGCUCGGUGAAGGUUCGACAGAUUAAUGACUCUCGCUACGUCGGCAUGAGCAUAUACAACGUGGUCGUGUUGUGCCUUAUCACUGCGCCGGUUACGUUGGUCAUUGCGAGUCAACAAGACGCAGCGUUCGCCUUCGUUUCCCUAGCGAUUGUCUUCUGUUGCUUCCUGAGUAUGGCCCUAAUAUUCGUACCUAAGGUAAUAGAAGUGAUUCGUCAUCCAACCGAGCGCGUGGAGAGCGGUCGAGGGUCUGGUUCCGGCUCCGCGCCGGCCGACGAGGAACGCUACCGGGAACUAGUCAAAGAAAAUGAAGAAUUACAAAAAUUAAUUACACAAAAGGAGGAACGUAUUCGGGUGCUGAAACAGAAGCUAGCGGAGCGGGAGGCUGCGGCGGCGGACGGCGUGACGCAAGAUGUGCAGGACGAACGCAUCUGAUCAUCGCGAAACUAUCUUCGAUAAACAUUUACUUAGAGAGUGAUAGUUUAAUGUUAAUUUAAUGUUGAAUCUAUUUAGUACUUUACGACGCCGUAGUUGUUCACCUUAUGAUAAUUUUAAGAGAUAAAGUGUUCUUAUACGUUUAGAUGACAUGAAUCUACGUGAGCGUUUCUAAAUGUUACGGUCCGUUGUUUAUAAGAAUAUUGUUGCUACGAUGAAAUGUAGCCUAAAUCGUUUUGUAUGAACUCCGAGAGCUAUUGUGGUGUAGAAAUUAAAAAUCUAUGAAUUGUUGCUCAUUUUUUAGUAUUAAUUCUCUGUUACGUUGCUAAUUUCAAAUUACUUCAGUGCAUGUUGUUUUACGCUUUCAAGUUACAACAAGUUUGUUAUUUAUUGAAACGUUGUAGAUAUCUCAAUGUUGUUAUAUAGUAUAGAGCUAUGAUAAGUGUUAUACCAUUAACAAUACGAAAUCGUAUUUUCACAUAUCAAAAGAAACCGCGACGGACAAAAAGUUUAAUACAAUUUCAACAGCUUGGCCUUUUAGUACAUUUUGUAUAUUACAUGACACACGGUCAGUGAUAUUGGAUGCCAAAUUCAAAUGAGAUAUUUUAUAGUUAAUUACAAACCUAUGUGUUAUUCCUAAUAGAGUUAGCAAAAUAAUAACAAAGGUUGCUACUAUAAUAAAUAAAAACUCAUGUUGUGUACUAUAAUUGUAUUUUAUUCGAAUUACGAACUUAUAGUUCAAACUUCAUAGUGUACAUAUUUUGAACGAAUUCAACAUUUACCAUACGGUAAUAAUGUAUUACCAUAACAAAAUCCGAUAUGCGAGUUAACGGUCUCCGCUCUCAGAUACAUUUCGGUGUCAAAAAUAAAAUUUUUGGCAAAUAAAAUAGAACAAACGCGGUCCCAAUUUUUGCCAAUAUUUACGUUGCCAUUUCAAUGAACCUAUGUACGUCCAUGGUCGUUUUAAUCAAAGCUACACGAGGUAACGAACUGACAGUUUGUCAAUGAAAGGAGUUUUAGUUCAUUAACGGCCGUCUGGUGUAGUGGUAAGUGACAUGGUCACUACAUACGAGGGUCGCGGGUUCGAAUCCCGCCAAGUGAAGAUAUUUGUAUGGUAAAUAUAAAUGUCUUUUCCAGGGUUACGGAUGUAUAUUAAAUAUAUGUAUGUGUAUAAUAAAAAUCUUAUAUUUAUUUCCGUUAUCUGGUACCUGUAACACAAGUUCUUUACGAACUUAUCACGGGACCAGUUAACGUGGCGUUAUUGUUAGUAAAUAUUUAUUUAUUUAUUAUCUAUUAUAUUGCAUACAACGAGAACAUAGAUUGAUACGCAUUUAAAUAAAACAGACCCUUCGUUUUGAUUAUAAUUAGAGCGCAUGCUGUUCACCGAUAUAAUAAAAUAACAAUUUAAAAUAACAAAACAUACAGCACUGCCAAUUACAAUGUAAUCAUAGAGAUGUUAUUCUUAAAGUAUACAUGAAAACUAGAUUGUUAGUUGUAAUUAACUGUGCGAGGUUAGAUUACUGUUACGUGUACUAUUUUACAUAGAUAUGUCAUAUAGUUCUAGAACUCGAUGAUCCGAUUAGAGAUAUUAUUUAAUUCCUUUUUUGAGGUACAUAGGUUAAUAAUUAAUAGCCGGUUUAAGCUAUGGCUGUUCGAAAAUAUUUGUGUUCGAUCACUUCAGUUAAUAUAAAGGGAGAAGAUAAUAACGGCACAUUAAAUCUUGUGAAAACUCAAAUAGACUUAUUAAUUUCGGUCCAUUAAAACAAAAUAUGAAAACAAUACAUUUUUUUCAAAAACGUCCCUGAGAACACGAAGACGUCCUAUGCCGUGAAUAAUUCUGGCCCAGAUAUUCCUCUACGCGCUUCUAAAAUAUUCAACGGCUAACUUCUACGACGAAACAACUACAAAUUUCGUGUAGAUACUCACAUAAUAUUCGGACAGUAUUAGAGUGAAAAGUUCUAUCUUAUUUAUACAUUAUACUUCUACACUAAUAUAAAAAAAAAAUGUUAAUGAGCGAAUGCAACUACGACAUAGUUCUUUUUUUAAGCUAUUGCAUAGCCUUUAUCGCGAGAUUUGAGCGCGGCGACCGAAUCAAGAAAUUCCGUAACGAAAAUAAAACCUAACACCCCCCCUCCGCCCACCAUGUAGCUCGCGUUCAACGCAUUCACACGUUGCGCUUGUGUAGUGUUUGUGAAUAAGCGCGCGGCGUGACGUCGCACUGCAUGCGUAUCAUGAAAAGUCCGCAUCUCUAUCUCGCGCGGUCUAGCUUAUGAAUGUGAAGGGGACAGUUAAUGUUUUACUUUUGUUAAUGUUUAUAAAUAUAGCGUGGUCUUGUUUUUUUUUUUUAAUAUUAAAUUACUAUUGUCUAAUUAUAAUUGCAUAAGUUGAUAAAAAAUGCUAUGCAAUAGCUUUACCACGGGAUCGCGGCAGUUCCCCAGUACCACUCGUGUUUUUUUUUUUAUAUUCUGUGUUCUCUGAAUAGGCUUAGCUUAGCAUUUACUUAUUUAAUAUUUUGUCUAGACUAACAAUAACAUAUGUCCGUAGCUUUGAGCAUAACGGAAAUCUAUGUGCAUUCAGACCGGCCGCUUCCGUCUGUCUUUUGGCUUGCUUUCGUGUCCCAGUUUUAUUUUAAACAACCUCACGCUCUCGUGAUUUAUGCUACGGAAAUAUUUUAGUUGCCUUAAUUAUUUUUAUCAUCGGAUAUAGUUCGGGAGUAAUUAGAACGAAAUGAAUUUUUCCAGUGUGUUUAAAAUAAGAUAUUAUACUCCGUUCACUUCAGAUAUUAUUCGGUUAUAAAAUUUAUGUUUGAAUACAUGAAAUUGUUUCUUAUUUAAAUGAAAGUCUUAAUAAUAAAACGUAUAACAUCAUGUUCAAAUAAAUAAGUACAACGAACUCAAUUUUAAUUUAAAUAGUAUCUAAGGAGGUUUGAAAUUCCAUCUGCUCUCUUGGUUGUUGAAUGUUUGAUCUGAACAAGAUUGCUUUAUGAAAUUAAAUACAUGAAUAAAAUAUGUACUAAAAUUCUCAUUUGAGAACUCGCCAGGGAAUCUUUUUUAUAGUUUCUCUUUCAGAACACUUUUCGGCCUUCAUAAAAGAUUUGACUGCAUAGAAUUAGUACGUGUGUUAUCAUCAUAUAAAAUUAUUAUAUUGUACGUUAUAGUUUUCGAAACAUAACAUACCUACAAUACAGUGUCGUUGAUAUUCCAAAUUUUAUUAAACUUAAAUAUUUUAAAUUAUAUUUAUAAUUAAGCCCAUCAGAGCCCUACUGUCCAAAUUUGAUUCGAUUAAUUCUUCAUAGUUCGAUAAUCAUGUGCUAGUUAGUAUAGUUAGUUAGCUGUCGUCAAUUCAAAUGUAAACUGCAUUGUUGUUUACGGCUAUUCUCCUGUGAUUGAUAACUUUGGUUGUUAACCGUCACUGUGUCAUUAUUGUGUAAAUAAACAGUCAUCGAAUGAUUUCAAUGUGAAA